This is a messenger RNA of Emiliania huxleyi CCMP1516, 1458 nucleotides long. RefSeq lists its product as hypothetical. The record is from RefSeq and is a predicted model, not a curated record. The coding region runs from base 1 to 1458 and encodes 485 amino acids. Lineage: Eukaryota; Haptophyta; Isochrysidales; Noelaerhabdaceae. The transcript has 2 exons.
AUGAGAAGCGGACGAGCGAGGGAGCCGCGAAGGGCGCAGCCGCAGCAAGGCAGUGCGGGCAAGAGCAAAGGCGCACCACGCGCCAAAGACGUCUUUCUCUCUGCGAAGGCCCUCAGCUUGCACGACGGGCCUGUGCCGCAAAGCUCAAAGUGCCAUGACGACACAGCAUCGGACAUGGCCGCGCCUUCGGUGGCAUCUUCGGCUGCGACGGCGGCGACCGCUCAAGUUCAGCUGAAUCUUUCGGCGGCAGCGCAGGCAGAUGGAAGCGUUGUGCAUCGGCACGCGGGCGUGACUGUCGUCACCGAUGCGAAAGGUCUGGACGUCAUUACAGUCUGGGCGGAUCGCUCCCCCGGGGCGCGGCCUCGGUCGUCCUUCGAGCUGCUGCCGGACGUCAAGCUGGGACUGCGUGUGCCCGCUGACCUGCGUGGCUUUCUUGGUCUGCGGGCUUUCGCCACAAGCGAGGAGGUGCGCGCGCAUCUGAUGCACUCGAUCGAAAAGGCCGGCCUCACCUCUCCGAACGACGCGCUGAGCGAGGCCGUCGCCCUCUCCGGCUGGCUCAAGGCGCUCUGGUGCCGUGCCAACAAUCUCGCGCCGGCUUGGGGCGAGAUCGUGGACCACGUCCUAGAGGCGAAGCCGACGCUCGCCGAGGACCCCGAUCGCCUCGCCAUAGAGCUUCGGUCCGGAUGGCAAAAGCUGCCGCUGCCGAAGUCGCUGCAGCGUCGCCUCAGGUCCAACCCGCCACCGCCGCCACCCGACGUGUCUGAUUGCGCAACGCUCUCGGGCGCGCCGCUGCGCAUCGGCUUGAAGGAGGUCUUGUCCCUCUUGGCUGCGCGCCUGGAGGCCGCCCACGAGCUCGACGGCAGGGCGUGCCCCGGCCUGCCUCCGCUGAUCGAAGUCAGCAGCCAGCAGCGCAAUCACGUCGGCCGCGGCCGCGGGCGUGUGGGCGCGCGCCAUGGCUGGGUGCAUGUCGAAGGGGCGUUCCCGGGUUUGCCGCUCGACGAGGUCUGCUCCAUCCUCUCCAAGGCGUGCAGCUGCAGUGUGACGCCCCGCCCGGCCAAGUACGAGGGUGAAGUGGCGCUCAUCCUCGCCGCGGUGCCUCCCGCGGACGAGCAGGCGGUCGAUGCCCUUGUCGGCGCUGGCAUGGCGCGCGCGUACAUCCUGCGCCACCCGCCAGAGCUGCCGCCGACGCCGGGGCAGCGAGGAGGACGUGGCGAGCGGCGAGCGUCGCGCCGCACGGGAAACUGGGCACCUGCUGACCGCGCGGGCGAGCGAGGGCAGCAGGAGGCGGAGGAGGAGGAGAAGGCGCACGCCGGAGGCACGGCAGAGCCGGAGCCGGUGGAGGAGGGCCACGGCUGCAGCGACGGGUUUGCGGACGCCUCGCACGACAAGGGUGGUGCGAAGCGAGGGCCGGACUUGUGCUGCGGCAUGGCGGGCGACGACUUCAGCGCCUUCGUGUAG